Messenger RNA from Neofelis nebulosa (Clouded leopard), 3171 nucleotides. RefSeq names its product protein O-glucosyltransferase 3 (gene POGLUT3). NCBI's taxonomy places the organism in Eukaryota, Metazoa, Chordata, Mammalia, Carnivora, Felidae. Gene Ontology annotation, cellular component: endomembrane system. Gene Ontology annotation, molecular function: glucosyltransferase activity; protein binding. The coding region runs from base 67 to 1623 and encodes 518 amino acids. The record is from RefSeq and is a predicted model, not a curated record. The transcript is spliced from 9 exons.
GCCCCUCCCCGCCGCCCCGCCGCCCCGUCGCCGCCGGCGCCGAGCUGACCUCCGGGCCCGGCGACCAUGCCCCGCCUCCCGCGGGCCGCGCUGCUGCCGCUGCAGCUCGCCCUGCUCGUGGGCGCCGGGGCCCCCGAGGCGUCGGUGAGCGCGCCGCGGAGCCUGGUGUGGGGGCCCGGGCUGCGGCCCGGCGUCGUCCUGCCCGUGCGCUAUUUCUACCUGCAGGCCGUGGACUCGGAGGGCCUGAACCUCACUCGCUCGCCCCCAGGUCAAACACUAUUCAAGGUAGUAAUCAAAUCUCUUUCACCUAAAGAGUUAGUCCGGAUUCACGUCCCCAAACCUUUGGACAGGAAUGAUGGGACAUUUUUGGUGCGAUAUAGGAUGUAUGAAACUGUCAGUGAAGGGCUGAAGAUAGAGGUCCUUUAUGGUGAUGAACAUGUGGCUCAGUCUCCCUAUAUUUUGAAAGGACCAGUGUACCAUGAGUACUGUGAGUGUCCAGAAGAGGAUCCUCAGGCCUGGCAAAAAACUCUGUCUUGUCCAACCAAGGAACCACAGAUUGCAAAAGAUUUCGCUUCUUUCCCCAGCAUCAAUCUCCAGCAGAUGUUAAAUGAAGUUCCGAAAAGGUUUGGGGAUGAGAGGGGUGCCGUUGUCCAUUACACGAUUCUCAACAACCACAUCUACCGGAGAUCUUUAGGGAAAUACACAGACUUCAAAAUGUUCUCAGAUGAGAUUUUACUGUCACUGGCAAGAAAGGUCCUUCUCCCCGAUAUAGAAUUUUAUAUUAAUCUUGGAGAUUGGCCUCUGGAGCAUCGAAAAGUCAAUGAAACCCCUGGCCCUUUACCUAUCGUUUCGUGGUGCGGCUCCCUGGAUUCACGAGACAUUAUCCUUCCAACAUAUGACAUCUCCCACUCGACACUGGAAGCAAUGAGGGGUGUCACAAAUGAUCUCCUCUCUAUUCAGGGAAAUACAGGGCCUUCCUGGAUCAAUAAAACAGAAAAAGCUUUCUUCAGAGGUAGAGAUAGCCGAGAAGAGAGACUCCAGUUGGUACAGAUGUCCAAGGAAAACCCAGAGCUCCUAGAUGCAGGAAUUACAGGAUAUUUCUUUUUCCAAGAGAAAGAAAAGGAGCUUGGAAAAGCUAAAUUGAUAGGUUUCUUUGAUUUCUUUAAGUACAAGUAUCAAGUGAAUGUGGAUGGGACUGUGGCUGCGUAUAGAUACCCGUACCUCAUGCUGGGUGACAGUCUGGUUCUGAAGCAGGACUCAACAUACUAUGAACAUUUCUAUAUGGCACUAAAGCCUUGGAAACAUUAUGUCCCAAUUAAAAGAAAUCUUAGCGAUUUACUAGAGAAAAUUAAGUGGGCCAAGGAAAAUGAUGAAGAAGCCAAGAAGAUUGCAAAAGAAGGGCAGCUGAGGGCCAGGGACCUGCUGCAGCCACACCGGCUUUACUGUUACUAUUACAGAGUAUUCCGGGAAUAUGCCGAGCGCCAGUCCAGCAAACCGGAAAUACGUGACGGAAUGGAACUUGUUGCUCAGCCUGAUGAUGACACGUCCGUGUGCCAGUGCCACCGGGAAAGACCUUCCAGAGAAGAGCUGAUACUUGAAAACAUCUGCCAGAAGCAACAGUAAUAAGCCUGGUAUUUUGGGAAUUCACUAAUAUGCUGACAAGAAAGGCAAACAUCCUGAAUGCAUCCUUGCUGUUGCAGUGGUUUUGCACUGCCAAGAGAAAAACUUUGAAAUUUCCUUCGCCUUUUUUGGACGGGGUCAAGACUUAAGACUUAACGCCCAGAAUUUGUUACACACUCCUUGUAAAACCACCCAUCCAAGAGUCGUUGGUCAUGUCACUAAUGAGCACUUCCCCAAAGCAAGAGCUAUCUACCCUCCCAAUCUAAAAAUAUUGACUCCUCUCAUUGAAAUAUUUACUUAAUCUGGAAAGCACUGUAAUGUAACCACUUUAAAGUAGUCAUAUCUUUUUCUGAAGGUCAAUAAGAACACAGAAUUGUGUAACUAGACAAAAGCAAAACCAUAUUUAAGAGCAGUGUAACCAAAGCCAAGUAUCCAAGGAAAACCAAUACCCACCAGUUGUUCCCAAGUACACGGUCACAGGGCAAGCUGUACUGGGACCAUAACCUAAUGAAUCCAUGUCCUGUAUAUAUUGUACCCGGAGUUUGGGGUUUGUCAAGGCCGAGAUUAUGGAAAGAAAAUUUGCCCUCCCUCAUACCUCCCUGCCCACCAACCCCUGCUCCUUCCUUGUGGCUGAUGGCAUCUUGUUCAAAACAUCUUAAAUUUUUUAAAUAUCUAUCACCAGCUGCCAAACAAGACUGAGAGUGAAAAGUGAACUGAGAUACAUCAGGCAGCCUCUGAGCAUGGAACAGAGAGGAUGUACUUAAGAAAUUAAGUGGAGCCCUCAAAGUUAGCUUAAAUGGUUUUCUGGUUUGUUGACAUGAAUAUAACCUAAUAAAGUAGUUUUACUAAAACCAUGAUUUUUCCCUUCAAAUUCACACAUUACCCACAUAAUCCAUUAGUCAUUUUUAAUACUUCAACUGUCAUUUAAAAAAUCUGAUAUUUCAAAGAAGAGGAUUGUAAGGAUGUGCAAGUAAAUAUAGUAAGUGCAUUUGUCUAAAUAAGCUGCCAGGGUAUUUGUUGCAGCACCGUUUUUAUUAGUAAAAUGUCGGAAACACCUUGAAUAGCCUUCAUGAAGGAACUGGCCAAGUAGAUAAUGAUAUAUAAAGGAAUAUAAUACAACCAUUAAAAAGAAUGAAGUAUCUCCAAACAUACUAUCAUGAAAGAUUUCCAUUACAGUAUUCAGUGGAAAAAGUAAGUUACAGAACAGCAUGUAUAAUGUGAAACCAUGAAUAUAAAAAACAAAAAUAUGUUUGUAUGGUUGAAAGUUUGGAAAGAUUUUAUUUACCAAUAUCUGAAGGGACGGAGAGAAGGGAAUUUUUACUUUUUGCUAUAUACCUGUCUAUGAUAUUUGUUUUUACUGCAAGUAUGAAUUAGACUAUAAAAUAAAGAAAAAUGUAAACCUAGGAAAAGACUGUAAGUGCACAAAAGAUAUAUAUAAGAAAAUGGAUAUUUAUAUUUUCCAUUAUGCUGUUUUUAAGUCUACUAUGUCUAGAAUUUUGUAUCAUGGGACAUAUUUUAUACACUUUUAAAUAAAGUAAAUUUUCUAAAUAA